AUGAAAUACCAACAAUUUAUUAUGAUCACAGGUGGUGUAGGAGUAGGUAAAUCUACUUUAAUUCAUAGAUUAAAGAAAAGCCUACCAAAAAAAGAAAGAACAUUUAUUAAAGAAUGCAUUGACUUUAAACCCAAUAUUGGAAAAAAAAUGCUUGAAGAAACUUUGAAAGGUAAAGGUUCUAUAUAUCAAUUCCAAUUAUUUAUUAUUGAUUGUUAUCGAGAACAAUUGGAAAAGGCAAAGGAUAUGAAAUAUGUUAUUAUGGAAAGAAGUCCUGCUGAUUCUAUUAACAUUUUUGCAACAGAAUCUUAUCUUCAAGGUAAAAUCACUGAAGAAGAGUUUAGUGAUUUAAAAAUAAAAACAGAAGAGUUAUAUCAAUGUUAUAAUAUCCCAAAAUAUCAUGAAUGUGUUUUUACUAAGAUAGAUAGUUGUAAACAUUCCAUUGAUGGAGUAUUUCAAAUUGUUAAACAACAAACAUUACAAUGUUGGAGACGAUCAGAAAGUGCAUUAUUCUUACUAUUUUGUAGUGAUCCAUUAAUGCAAAAAGAAAAUAUUGAAAAAAGAGGAAGGCCUGAAGAAAAAGAUUAUGACAUUAAUUAUAUGAUUAGAAUCAAUAAUGAAUAUGAAAAGUUAUUUGCUAAUUUUGCUUAA
Entamoeba dispar SAW760 is the source of this 648-nucleotide messenger RNA. RefSeq lists its product as uncharacterized. The record is from RefSeq and is a predicted model, not a curated record. Bases 1 to 648 code for a protein of 215 amino acids. Gene Ontology annotation, cellular component: mitochondrion; cytoplasm. The transcript has a single exon. Gene Ontology annotation, molecular function: deoxynucleoside kinase activity. Lineage: Eukaryota; Evosea; Mastigamoebida; Endamoebidae.